UUGGUUGGCCAUCGUCUUUUAGCCCCACAUGGGGUUUGUAAACAUGGGACUCUUCAUCAGCGCCUCUUUCCCUGGUACCAUUUAUCCAGCGUACACCAGCCUUAUGAUACUACUCGUGUGUAAUGUUAUAACGUUUGUUGUUUUAAGACAAUUUAGUUCUGCUGGUUAUGAAGUUUUAGAUAGUUCAUAGCUCAUAGUAUGUAGCCUAACUACAGUUUCCUCUGUAGCAGAAGAGCUGGCACCAUAGACUGUAUAAACAGUCUCUACAGGCUGGUACCGGCUUCACACUGGACUGUUUCUACUAAACUGUUUCUGCUGUCAGUGAGGGGGUUGUCUGCUAUUAGUGGAGAAUGUCAUUGAGACUGCUGUCUGUGGAUCCAUCAGACAGGGGCUCACAGAGAUGCAGGCUGGGUCCAGGCUUGAUGUCAGCCCUGGGUCUGAGUCUGGACUCCCCUCUGCUGGUUACUCUGCCCGGGGGAAGCUGCCUGUGCACCGCCUGGCCCCGACCUGACCUUGCUGAGGGCUUCCUGCAGAUGGACAUAAAAUGUUCCUCUCCUAGUCUGAUAUUUCACCCACCCAUACAUCUGAAUCUGGACCCUUCUCAGCUCAUACCUGUAUCCUGCCCUAAACUUAAGGGUGUUAAGAUAACUGUGGUGGUUCAGAGUGUUGAGUUUAGAAAACACACACCUCCUCGACUUGUUCAUGAGCUUGUGAAAGACAUGCUGAAAGGAGUGUAUGUCCACAAGAAGUUUGUGUUAAACCUGGAGGAUUUUGAUACAGAGAUCAGAUACAUUGUUAUUGAAAGUAUCAACCCGGAUUCUGCCAAUGCUGGAUUAAUCACCUCAAAAACUGGUGUGGAGAUAGUUUGCAUCCAGACAGUACAGCAUUACAGGAGUCAGCUGCAAGGCCAGGACACAGUCCCACUGGGGGGUCUGGAGGAGGUAAGUGCCUCCCUAAAAGAGAUGCUGCAGCUGCCCCUGCUCUACCCAGACACACUGAGCUCUCUUAGUGUGUCAUGUCCCAGAGGUGUGCUGCUGGUAGGGCCCCCAGGUGUGGGCAAGACCCUGCUGGUCCGCACAGUGGUGGGGGAGGUAGGAGCCAGCCUGGUGGUGGUCCAAGGACCGGAGGUGGUGGGGUCACGACCGGGUGAGAGUGAGGAGAAGCUGCGGUCGGUGUUUGAGCAUGCUCGAUCUGCAGCUGAAGAAGGUCCAUGUGUGCUCUUUUUAGAUGAGUUAGACUCUCUCUGUCCGAGGAGAACCUCUUUGUCAGCACCGGAGAACCGCCUGGUGGCUCAGCUUCUCACACUGAUGGAUGGGAUGAAUCAGUCGGAUAGGUUCCUCAUCGUUGGAGCCACCAACCGACCAGACAGCUUAGACCCAGCACUGCGCAGGCCUGGGAGAUUUGACAGAGAGGUGAUCAUUGGAGCUCCCACCUUGCAGCAGAGAAAAGACAUCUUGGCUGUACUGUGUGUGAGGAUUCCCGUGUGUCCCAGUGUAGACAUGGCGAAGCUAGCUCAGAGGACUGCAGGCUUUGUGGGAGCAGACCUCAGUGCUCUGUGCAGGGAGGCUGUUAUGCAAGCUAUACGGGAGAACUCAAAGGGUUUAGCAGAGCAGACAGUUAGUUUGAAGCACUUCCAGGAGGCUCUGAAGUCGGUGCGUCCCUCCUGCUUGCGGAGCAGCCUGGGCAGGACUGACCUCUCUCCAAUAACUUGGGAGCAGAUUGGAGGACUGGAUGAGGUCAAACUCAAACUGAGACAGAGUAUUGAGUGGCCAAUGAGAUACCCAGAGGCGUUUGUUCGGCUCGGUCUGAGUCAGCCUCGUGGCGUGCUGUUGUAUGGACCUCCAGGAUGUGCAAAGACAACACUUGUCAGGGCCGCUGCCUCCUCAUCUCACUGUGCCUUCCUGUCCGUCAGUGGUGCUGAUCUCUACUCUCCCUUCGUUGGAGACUCGGAGAAAGCUUUAGCACAGCUGUUUCGGCAGGCCCGGGCAUGUGCUCCCUGUGUCCUGUUCCUUGAUGAGAUAGACUCUCUGAUUGGCUCGCGGUCAAACGAUAAGACAGCUCAUGGCGUACACACCCAUCUCCUGUCUGUGCUCCUGAAUGAGAUGGAUGGAGUCGGCCUGAAGACGCUGGAGAGGAGAGGGACAGAGAAGAUCCUCCAGGCUGAGGGGGUGGAGGAAAAUCAGACACAGGACAAGUUGGACUGUCAGGAAGUAUGCAACAAAGAUGUGAUGGUUGUAGCUGCAACAAACAGACCUGACUGUUUGGACAGCGCCCUCCUCAGACCUGGCAGGUUGGACCACAUCAUCUAUGUCCCUCCACCUGACCAGCAGGCUCGUCUUUGCAUCCUGAAGCUGUGCACAAAGUCGAUGCCCGUAGGUGCAGAUGUGUGCCUGGAGGAGCUGGCAGCGAAGACAGAGCUUUACUCCGGAGCUGAUCUGGAAAAUCUCUGUAAAGAGGCUGCUCUGUUGGCGCUCCAAGAGGAGAACAUGGAGGCAUGUGACAUCAAACACACGUAUUUCCAACGAUCGCUCAGUAAAAUGAGCCCUUCUCUUACCGCCAAACAAAUCCUCACGUAUCAAAAACCUGGCAGAUGACAAAGUACAUAUGAUCAUUACCUCUGUUAUCACAUAUUGUUUUACUAUGCAAAUAUUGGUUUUAAAUAAAAUUAUUUCAAAAACA
Molecule: messenger RNA, 2679 nt
Organism: Notolabrus celidotus (New Zealand spotty)
Lineage: Eukaryota; Metazoa; Chordata; Actinopteri; Labriformes; Labridae
Gene: afg2b
Product: spermatogenesis associated 5-like 1
Exons: 10
Coding region: 351-2594 (747 amino acids)
Molecular function (GO): ATP hydrolysis activity; ATP binding
Source: RefSeq, a predicted model, not a curated record